AUGAAAGAUCAUCAUGUCUGCCAAGAACUAAUUCCAUCAGAAAAUGGCGGUUUAGAAAAGGGCAAAGACAUUCUUGAUAUUUGGUUUGACAGUGGCACAACAUGGUCAAAAGUUCUCGACGGAAGAAAAGUGGCGGAUUUAUAUUUAGAAGGCGUCGAUCAAUUUACGGGUUGGUUUCAGUCGUCUUUGCUCACUUCCGUGGCAAUAAGGGACAAGGCGCCCUACAAAUCUAUUUACGUGCACGGUUUCGCUGUCGACGAAAACGGCAGCAAAAUGUCGAAGUCGGUUGGGAACGUCGUGGAACCGCUGGAAAUCCUCAAGGGAGGGAAAAAGAACAAACCUUACGGAGUGGACGUGCUAAGGCAAGUUUUGCCUCGUUAG
This is a messenger RNA of Brassicogethes aeneus, 381 nucleotides long. The record is from the annotation of a GenBank genome assembly. NCBI's taxonomy places the organism in Eukaryota, Metazoa, Arthropoda, Insecta, Coleoptera, Nitidulidae.